GGUGGGAGGAGCUGCGUAAUCAUAACAGCAGAUCUACAAACGCUGUGCACAGACCCCUGCUGGCUCACGUAUUGAGGUCAGGCUGUGUUCAGAUCAGUGGGGCGCUUGAUUUAGCUCUCCCAGACGUCCUCCAGAGCGUUUUUCACCUCGCUCGACCCCUCUGCUCACUUGUCCUUUACAUGUUUCAAACUUCCCCAGCAGCCGGGGCGUCGACAUGGACAGAGUCGUUUUACAGCUGCAGGCUCGGUGCUUCUCAUAGGUUAUUCGUAUGGCCGGAGCAUGCUGCAAGUGUCCGGUCUCUCUGUCCGUGUUCAAGCGCUCUCUCUCGGUGGCGCCGCGGGGCAGCGGGUCCGCUCCUCGGUCCCUCCUCCCGGGCUGGAGGCUCGGGGAGCGGGGCCUGCAGGAGGCCGCCCGACCCUCCAGCGCCUUCAGACCCGCAGGCUUUUACCGACACACGACCUUCUUCUGUCUCUCCUGCCAGGAGGCCAUGAGUGAGAGUCUGCGGACCUGCUAUCUGUACCUGAACCAGACCAGCAGGAGCUUUGCAGCUGUGAUCCAGGCGCUGGACGGGGAGUUACGACAUGCAGUUUGUAUUUUCUACCUGGUUCUGCGAGCGCUGGAUACAGUGGAGGACGACAUGACCAUCCCUCUGAAUAAGAAGGUUCCCAUGCUGAAUGACUUCCACACAUACCUGUACCAGGAUGAGUGGUGCUUCACUGAGAGCCAGGAGAAAGACCGACAGGUUCUGGCGGAUUUCCCCACGAUAUCACUGGAAUUCAGAAACCUCGCUCAGGAAUACAGAGACGUCAUCUCAGAUAUCUGCCACCGUAUGGGAGUGGGAAUGGCUGAAUUCCUGGAAAAGAAAGUGGGAUCCAUGAAGGAGUGGGACCUGUAUUGUCACUACGUGGCGGGGCUGGUCGGUAUCGGUCUGUCUCAGCUGUUCUCUGCGUCCCAGUUGGAGGACCCUGAGGUGGGGCGAGACACUGAACUGGCCAACUCCAUGGGCCUGUUCCUCCAGAAGACCAACAUCAUCCGAGACUAUCUGGAGGACACGCAAGAGGGACGUGCCUUCUGGCCGCAAGAGGCUUGGAGUCAGUUUGCAGGUCGUCUUGAGGACUUGGCUCAGCCUGAGAAGCUGGACUCGGCUCUCUCCUGUCUCAACAUGCUGGUCACUGACGCUCUGCGACACGUCCCGGAUGUUAUCGCCUAUCUGUCCCGCCUGCGCAACCAGAGCGUCUUCAAUUUCUGUGCCAUUCCGCAGGUGAUGGCAAUAGCUACGCUGUCGACAUGUUACAACAACCCCAUGGUGUUCCAGGGAGUGGUGAAGAUCAGAAAGGGACAGGCAGUCACACUCAUGAUGGAAGCCACUAACAUGAGAGCUGUGCAGACCAUCAUCACCCAGUACAGCCAGGAGAUUUUACAGAAGGUCUCCCUCACGGACCCGUCGCGGGACAAGACACUGCACAUCCUGGCUGUAAUCAGAGAGAAGUCCACUCUGUCACAGUCCAGCCUCCCCUCCAGGACCCACCACCUGUCGCCCAUGUACCUGUCUGCUGCUAUGCUGCUCGCCGCUCUCAGCUGGCAGUACCUCAGUACCACUGCGGCGCAGGCACAGGGCACCGGAGACAUGCAGGGACAGUGAACGCAUUUCCCCUCACCUUUCCCGGGGCUCACAGACUUAGAAAGCCUCUUUAGCCAACUCUGGACAUCCAGAUCUCCCCUAACUGGAGAAAUCUGAAGCACUUCUUCACAUUUUGCCCUCUUUGUUAUUGCUGCCACAGGACCAUGGACUUAUUUAGACGAUGGAGGGUUUCUGGUAGCAGGCUGGUCUCUUUAGGUUGUUUGAUUGUGAUUUCUAGUCAUCCAUCCUGCAUCUGGAUAAGUUAUUCACACACUUGUGUUGUGUGGUUAGAUUGACCAGCAUUAAUGGCACAUUGAAACAAUUCAGGGUGUUUUGUUGUUUGUUGUAAUUUUUGUUGUCAUUUGGUUUGUUUUUGGCAUUUUGACCCUUUGAAUUGGGUCAGAUUAUUACCAAUAAGAACAUUUCAAGACAGAAAUUAGUAGCCUGAAACUGCCAUUGAUCCACUUAAGGGGACAUAAAUCGAUCAACCUUCAUUUAUUAAAGUACCACAAAUGCUGUGGUUCAGGCAAAGGUUGCAAAACAAUAUACAUUUUAUAUCAAGGAAUAAAUGCUAACAAAUACUUUAAAAUUAUAAUCCACACAUGUCAAAUUGCAUUGACAUCUGCAGGAUCUUCGGUUUUCUAUCCCCCCAAAAGGGUCGUGGCCUUGAUGUUUCGUUAAGUACCCAUAUGUUCCAGUCUGGUCAAUUGGCUUGCAGCGGCUGGAAAUCUGUGUGAACGGAAGAAGGACCAUAUGCAUCUGAUAGAGCAAAUAAAACAUGAGCUUGCAGAUUCAUCUGGUUCUCAAGCUAAGAGUUUAAUUGUGUGUUUAAGUGUGCAGAACUGUUGAAGGGUGCACUGUAUGACACUGCCCAUUAUAGGAUUUUGGGGAACACAGUUACAAAACUCCUUUAAGUUUUUGAUUAAUUUUGUGUCAAAUCCUAGUCUUUGAAUUUUUCAUGUCAAAUCCAAGCUAGCUCAAUAUUCCAAUUAUGUUUCUACAAGAAAAACACUUAAAUGAAAUGACUGUUGUAACAGUGCACUUUGCAGUAAAUGCACUGUAUGUUAGCGUAGGUGACGGGGACAGUCGAGCUUUAUUUCAAUUUAAUGUCUGUGUUCUUUCUGUUUCAACUCUGUCUUUUUGAAAUAGCAGAAAAAACAGUGCAAUUCCAAGGUAGCUUUGACAUGGACUGUUGAAAUAAAUGAUGGAGAACAAAUGUAAUUUCUGGUACAUUUGAUAUAAAAGAAUUGCAUAUUGAGACCGCUAGCUAAAGUGUCCUUAACACAGCUUUGGUGAGUAGAAAGGCUAGCACAUAGUAACCUUGUACAGAACCAAAGGGGAGCUACAAACAUUGCUAUGUAAUGUGACAUUUUGAUUUGUACAUAUUUGAGCAAAUAAAGAGGUG
Plectropomus leopardus (leopard coralgrouper) is the source of this 3026-nucleotide messenger RNA. It is a transcript of the gene fdft1, whose product is annotated as farnesyl-diphosphate farnesyltransferase 1. The record is from RefSeq and is a predicted model, not a curated record. Gene Ontology annotation, biological process: cholesterol biosynthetic process; farnesyl diphosphate metabolic process. Lineage: Eukaryota; Metazoa; Chordata; Actinopteri; Perciformes; Serranidae. Gene Ontology annotation, molecular function: squalene synthase [NAD(P)H] activity. Gene Ontology annotation, cellular component: endoplasmic reticulum membrane.